Messenger RNA from Scylla paramamosain (green mud crab), 851 nucleotides. RefSeq lists its product as uncharacterized. NCBI's taxonomy places the organism in Eukaryota, Metazoa, Arthropoda, Malacostraca, Decapoda, Portunidae. The record is from RefSeq and is a predicted model, not a curated record. The transcript is spliced from 4 exons. Gene Ontology annotation, cellular component: cytosol. Gene Ontology annotation, biological process: valyl-tRNA aminoacylation. Bases 332 to 700 code for a protein of 122 amino acids. Gene Ontology annotation, molecular function: ATP binding; valine-tRNA ligase activity.
GGCAUGUUGAGUAUUAUAAUUAGCCACAAACACUUGCUUGCUUACUUUCAUGUCUACACAGGUUCGCUUGGUGCAAGGAGUUGGCACAGGAGGCGUCCGAGGCUGUGCAGAGCGGCCGUCUGAACCUGGUGCCACAGCUGCACAGGAGGGCUUGGCAUAGCUGGCUGGACAACAUCACAGACUGGUGUGUCUCCCAGCAGCUCUGGUGGGGCCACAGAAUCCCAGUGUACCACAUCACUGCAGCAGACGGCUGGGAGGUGUGGGUGGCGGCUGCUUGGAGGAGGAUGCAAGGCGGAAGGCUGUGGAGAAGGAAGGCACACCCUUGGCCUCCAUGUCCACCCAGCAGGAGGAAGAUGUUCUGGACACCUGGUUCUCCUCUGGCCUGUUUCCCUUUGCCUCGCUGAGCUGGCCGGGUCAGGGGAGGGGAGAGACCAUGCCUGACCUUGCUCGCUUCUACCCAACGACCUUGGUGAAGACGGGUCAUGACAUCCUCUUCUGGGUGGCUCAGAUGGUCAUGCUGGGACUCAACUUGACAGGGAGGCUUCUCUUUAAGACUGUGCUGCUGCAUGGCCUCCUGUGUGAUGGUGGCGGCCACAAGAUGUCCAAGUCCUGGGGCAGUGUGAUAGACCCCCUGGAUGUCAUCAAUGGGGCGUCCCUGGAGGUACUGUGCGAGAGGGUGGAGGGGAGCCUGAAUGCAUAAGAGGUACUCACUGGUAUCAGGAUGAACUCCCCCACAGGCAUCCCAGAGUGUGGAGCUGAUGCCCUUCGGUUCACUCUGUGCUCCACCAACUUCAAGAGUCACUGUGGCAUAGAUAGAUGAACGUGUAUGACUGUGGUGCUUCGAGUCUUGU